GUUAGAGGCUAAAGAUGGCUGGAGCUCCCCCAUGCCCCCGCCGGUUCUUCUGUCACAGAUGCUCAGCAGAGAUUAGUCCUCGGCUUCCCGACUAUAUGUGCCCCAGAUGUGAAUCAGGGUUCAUCGAAGAGCUGCUGGAAGAAAGGAGUGCUGGCAAUGGGUCCAUGCCCACCAUCUCCAGUGGGCCCCAGAACCAACAACCGUUUGAGAAUGUGGACCCGCAUUUAUUUACGUACCGCUCGGGCUAUGGUCAGUUUUCCCUCAGAGUUCUUGAUGACAGCUUUGACUUUGGGACUGGACUUGGAACAGGCGACAAUCGGGAUGCUGAAAAUCGGUGGGAAAGGGACACUGCAUCCCGGCAAAGAUACAGCGCCAGGCAGCCCAGAAGUCGACAUGGUUCCAGGCGGCAAGCGGGAAGGCAUGAUGGAGUUCCCACUUUAGAGGGAAUCAUUCAGCAGCUUGUGAAUGGAAUAAUUGUACCAACUGCAAUGCCAAAUAUUGGUGUUGGUUCAUGGGGUGCUCUUCAUUCAAACCCAAUGGACUAUGCCUGGGGUGCUAAUGGACUUGAUGCUAUUAUAACUCAGUUAUUAAACCAGUUUGAAAACACAGGACCCCCACCUGCUGAUAGGGAUAAAAUAAAAAACCUCCCUACAGUACAAAUUACAGAUGAACAUGUUGCCUCGGCGCUGGAAUGCCCAGUGUGUAAAGAAGAUUACAGUGUUGGUGAAAACGUGAGGCAGCUCCCGUGCAAUCACAUGUUUCACAAUGAUUGCAUAGUCCCCUGGCUGGAACAGCAUGACACUUGCCCAGUAUGCAGGAAAAGCUUGAGUGGACAGAACACAGCAACAAACCCUCCAGAACUAUCAGGGAUGAACUUUACCUCCUCUUCGUCGUCAUCUUCCUCCUCAACCCCUCAGUCCUCAGGUUCAAAUAGCAAUGAGAACUCUACAGAGCACUCGUAGAAAGGGCAGCGGUCCCCAUCACCUCGUGAGCUGUUUGUAGCUCCUAGGCUGCUGCGCUUCAGAGCAGCGACCUUCAGUCCGUCCCUGUGGUAGGGCGGAGGCCUGAGUGUCUCACCAGGAUCACUCAGGCCCAGUUCAGGGGGUAAGCGAUACAUGUGUUCGUGUAUUUCUGCCCAUCGUGUCCCCCCCACCACCUUCAUAAGGACUGUGAACAAUGGAAGGGAGGAAGCUUCUGGCAGGAAGGAUGCGGAAAGGCGUGGAAACAUCAAAAAGCUCAACUUGAUUAAAGCACUUCAUACAAGAAUAGAAAAUAAAAUAAUCCAAAGGUAGAAGGUUAUGAUCAUCAAGACAAUUGCCAAUUUUUAAAUUGAAUUUAAUUUUAACCUGAGACUUGAAUGACUUAA
Messenger RNA from Nematolebias whitei (Rio pearlfish), 1366 nucleotides. Its product is annotated as E3 ubiquitin-protein ligase RNF126. Gene Ontology annotation, molecular function: ubiquitin protein ligase activity. NCBI's taxonomy places the organism in Eukaryota, Metazoa, Chordata, Actinopteri, Cyprinodontiformes, Rivulidae. The transcript is spliced from 9 exons. The coding region runs from base 15 to 962 and encodes 315 amino acids. The record is from RefSeq and is a predicted model, not a curated record. Gene Ontology annotation, cellular component: cytoplasm. Gene Ontology annotation, biological process: protein ubiquitination.